This is a messenger RNA of Linum trigynum, 6248 nucleotides long. The record is from the annotation of a GenBank genome assembly. Lineage: Eukaryota; Viridiplantae; Streptophyta; Magnoliopsida; Malpighiales; Linaceae.
GGGUAGGGUGUUACAGUUUGGUAUCAGAGCCUGGUUCCCUCUUUUUGUUGUUAUGGCGUACUAUACCCUAUGGGAGGGUAAACACUCCUAAGGAGGGGAGUGCCCCAUAAUGACUUAAACUGGGAAUUGAGUUUGACAUGAUUAUGUGUAUUGGUAUAUUGGAUGAAAUUACCUGCAUCAUGGUUUUCAAAAUUGAGUUUUGAAUUUAUUUGUUUUCAAGUAAUUAUUUUGGAAAUUUUUUGUUUUAACCAAGUGAGAGAUUUGGUGAAGAAUGAAUUUUGUGUGGAUCAAUCUAAGGCCAAUAUUUCCUUGUAGCUCGCACGGAAGUUGUGAAAAUGUUCCUACUGACCAGUCGAGAGGAGUGGGGGCGGUUGAUGCAAGACCGCCAGUAUUAGAUUAUGCAAAGAUGAAGAGUUUGGGUGGUAGGGACUUUAAAGGAGAUGUGAGUCCGGAUGCUGUGGUAGAGUGGUUGAGGGAGAUGGAAGAUGUGUUUGAAUAUCUUUAUGCGACCCCAGAGGAAAAAGUACAAUAUGUUGUUUUUCUCCUAAAGGGGUACGCGAGGAGCUGGUGGUCUUCAGUCUCUAGAGUUAAUGGUGAACGAGUUCAGUUCACCUGGGAGGAGUUCCUGAAGGCCUUUAAGACAGAGUUUCUUCCCGAAGCUUUUAUCAGGGCAAAGAACAAUGAAUUUGCCAACCUUAAGCAGGAGAAUAUGACAGUUACUGAGUACACCAUCAAGUUUGUUCGACUGCUUUACUUUGAGGAUGGGUUGGCGGAUACUGAGCAAAAGAAGAAGAUGAGAUACUUGCAUGGUCUGCGCAUAGGAUUGAAAGAAAAGAUCCACAGGGUUGAUGAAGAGAGCAUGGCCACAAUCAAGGAGGCUGCACUUAAGUAUGAAGCCUAUGAAGUUGAGAGCCGAGAGGAACACAAGGCUAAAGAAGAGGAGAAGAAGAGGAAGUUUGGAGUAAAUUAUGCUGGACCUCGUUACCCACCCAGGAGAGGUCCUAGCAGUUUUGGGAGAACACAGAGUCAAUCUAUGUCGGGAACAUCAUACAGGGCACCAAUUUCCUCAGCCACACAAUUUCCAUUUUGUCAAGUUUGUCAGAAGAGGCAUCUUGGAGAGUGUAGGAGAUUUUCUCGUGUAUGCUUUCAGUGUGGCCAACCUGGGCACAUCAUGAGGGAUUGCCCGCAUGCGAGAGAAGUAAGAACUACACAGUCCGAGCCUUCAGUGCAAAUGAGUAGAGCCCCAUUCAGGGGUGGUUACCAGGGAGGCCGUAGUGGAUUUCAGAGUGGUCGUGGUGGUUCACAGGGUGGUAGAGGUGGUGGUCGAAAUCAGCCAUCAGGAAGUGGUACGCAGGGUACCAGAGCACAGGGAGCACCGAGGGUUUAUGCAAUGACUCGAGGUGAGGCAGAAGUGGCACCAGAAGUUGUGACUGGUAUGCUUUCUAUCCUUGGCAAGCAAUUAUAUGCUUUGAUCGAUACUGGUUCCUCUCACUCAUUCAUGUCAUAUACGUUUGCACAUAUGCUACGUUUAGUUCCAGAUAAGCUAGGCUAUACCUUAUGUGUUAAAACACCUGUGGGAGAUACCUUGAAGGUAGACUCAGUUAUUAGAAGUUCCUUCAUUUGUGUGGAAGGAGCUUUCCUAGCAGCAGAUUUAAUUCUGCUACCUUUUGAUGAAUUCGAUGUCAUCCUUGGAAUGGACUUUCUGGCAACACAUGGAGCUGUUGUGGAUUGUCAAAAGAAAGAAGUGUUAUUCAGCACACCAGAUAAAGGUCCUGUUGUAUUCCGAGGCAUUAAGAAAAAGGAGACUCAUGGUUUUCUUUCUGCCUUGGAAGCUUUUCGAUUAGUGAAGGAAGGUUGUGAAGCCUUUCUUGCUCAAGUUACUAUAGUAAAUGAUAAGAAGGUUGAGGAUGUAGAGGUGGUAAGGGAAUUUCCUGAUGUAUUCCCUGAAGAACUUCCCGGCCUUCCACCAGAAAGGGAAGUAGAGUUUGAUAUUGAAUUGGUACCUGGCACAACACCAAUUUCAAUGGCACCAUAUAGAAUGGCACCAAUUGAGCUGAAGGAGCUUAAAGAACAAUUGCAAGAAUUGUUAGACAAGGGGUUUAUUCGACCUAGCAUCUCACCUUGGGGUGCACCGGUUUUGUUUGUCAAGAAGAAAGAUGGUUCCAUGAGAAUGUGCAUUGACUACCGGAGGUUGAAUAAGGCGACAGUGAAGAAUCGUUAUCCCCUUCCAAGAAUAGAUGAUUUGUUUGAUCAAUUGCAGGGUGCAUCAGUCUUUUCUAAGAUUGAUUUGAGGUCUGGAUACCAUCAAUUGAAAGUGGCAGAUGGAGCAACUUCAAAGACUGCUUUUAGAACAAGAUAUGGGCAUUAUGAGUUCCUGGUAAUGCCUUUUGGACUCACUAAUGCACCAGCGGUAUUUAUGGCUCUUAUGAACAGAGUUUUCCAUGAAUAUCUUGAUAAGUUUGUGAUUGUGUUCAUAGAUGAUAUUCUCAUCUAUUCUAAAAGCGAGGAGGAGCACAAAACUCACCUUAGAAUUGUGUUGCAAAUUUUAAGGGAGAAACAAUUAUAUGCAAAAUUCUCAAAAUGUGAGUUUUGGCUGAAGGAGGUAAUAUUUCUGGGACAUGUAAUUUCUGGAAGAGGUGUCGAGGUGGAUCCGAAAAAGGUGGAAGCAGUGGUGAGUUGGACUCCACCAAAAGAUGUGUCGGAGUUGAGAAGUUUUCUUGGCAUGGCUGGUUAUUAUCGGCGGUUCGUAGAAGGAUUUUCUAAAAUUGCUGCACCAUUGACUAAACUGUUGAGGAAGAAUACUAAGUAUGUUUGGGAUGAAUCAUGUCAAAAGAGUUUUGAUGAACUGAAAAAGAGAUUGACCACAGCACCAGUACUUGCACUACCUUCAAGUCAGGGAGAGUUUGUGGUGUAUAGUGAUGCCUCGUAUCAAGGAUUGGGCUGUGUGUUAAUGCAAGAUGGAAGAGUUAUCGCAUAUGCCUCUAGGCAAUUGCGUCCUCAUGAAGUAAAUUAUCCCACUCAUGACUUAGAAUUGGCAGCGGUGGUAUUUGCUCUCAAGAUUUGGCGACAUUAUUUGUAUGGUGAGACUUUUAAAAUUCUAACUGAUCACAAAAGCUUGAAGUAUAUUAUGGAUCAGAAGGAUUUAAAUAGUCGCCAGAGGAGAUGGAUUGAACUUCUGAAAGAUUAUGAUUGUACCAUUGAUUACCAUCCAGGUAAAGCUAAUGUAGUUGCUGAUGCUCUGAGCAGAAAGGGGAAGAAGAAUAUAAAUGAUCUGGUUGAUUUGAGGGCAAUGAAUGUUGAUUUGGAAGUGGAUGGUGUAACAGGGUUACUAGCUCGGUUGAACAUUCGACCUUUGUUGCACGACAAAAUUCGUGAGAAGCAGAAGGAGGAUCCAGAGUUGGCAAAAAUCAUCCAAGACAUUGAGGAAGGUAAAGAAAGCCCAUUUGAAAUGGUAGAUGGCAUGUUGAAGAUGAAUGGAAGGGCAUGUGUUCCUAAUGUUGAUAACUUGAGGAAAGAGAUCCUAGAUGAAGCUCAUUCUUCUGCUUAUGCUAUGCACCCAGGAGCAACUAAAAUGUAUCACACGAUCAAACCAUAUUUUUGGUGGCGUGGGAUGAAAAAGGAAGCGGCUGAACAUGUUUUCACAUGUCUAGUAUGUCAGAAAGUUAAGGCAGAACAUCAAGCUCCCGUGGGAAAACUGCAACCACUUCCAAUUCCAGAAUGGAAGUGGGAAAGAAUCACAAUGGAUUUUGUAUAUGGUCUCCCAUCAUCAAGGGGAAAAGAUGCAGUAUGGGUUAUUGUGGACCGACUGACCAAAUCGGCUCACUUUUUACCCAUUAGAUGGAAACCAUCACUGGAGACUUUGUCUCAACUAUAUAUUAAGGAGAUCGUCAGAUUGCAUGGUGUGCCAAUUUCUAUUGUCUCUGAUCGAGACCCGAGCUUCACAUCUCGGUUUUGGCAAAGUUUACAUGAUGCCUUGGGAACUAAAUUACAUUUUACUUCAGCUUAUCGUCCUCAAACAGAUGGGCAGAGUGAACGAACCAUCCUAACUUUGGAGGAAUUACUUCGAUCAUGUGUAAUGCAAUGGGAGGAAUCAUGGAUUGACCAUUUGCCCUUGAUUGAGUUUGCUUACAACAAUCAAUACCAUAGUAGUUUGGGUGUUCCACCAUAUGAAGCACUUUAUGGGAGGAAAUGCAGGACACCAUUAUGUUGGGAUGUAGAAGGAGCAAGGCAAAUCUCAGGGCCAGAGAUAGUUCAGAUCACCGUUGACAAGGUCAAGGAAAUCAGGGAGCGGUUGAGGGUGGCUCAAGAUCGACAGAAAGUUUAUGUUGACACGAAUAGGCGUGAAGUUAAUUUCGAAGUGGGUGAGAAAGUAUUUCUCAAAGUGUCACCAUGGAAAGGGGUGAUGAGAUUUGGUAAGAAAGGAAAGCUUGCACCUCGAUAUAUUGGGCCAUAUGAAAUCACAGAGAAGAUUGGACCAGUGGCUUAUAAGUUAGCAUUGCCUCCAGAACUAUCCCAAAUCCACAAUGUAUUUCAUGUUAGUAUGCUGAAGAGGUACAAAGUGGAUCCUUCCCAUGUUAUACAACCAGAAGAGAUCGAGUUGGGUUCAGAUUUGACUUUUGAGGAGGUUCCAGUUGAGAUUGUUGAUUUUCAGAUUAAGAAUCUUCGUAGGAAGGAAAUCCCAAUGUUGAAAGUGGUUUGGAGAAAUCAAGAAAGUGAGAGUGCUACCUGGGAAACUGAAGCAAGUAUGCGAGAGAAGUACCCUGAGUUGGUAGCAACAUACUUUGCAGGUUAACAAUCUUGCUUAGUAAGUUAUGUUUUGAACUUGCUGACGUGUUUUUGUUGUGAUAGCCCAGUAUAGGUUUUUGAAACCUAAACCUGGGAACUUGAGGUGUUAUGUGUUACCUUCUAUGUUAUGAAUUGCCUGACCUAAGAGUUAGGUAAUGACUUUAUGUGUGAUAGACCAAGUUAAGGGUAAGUAAGAGGAGUUAGAGUUUGACUCAAGGUUAGAUUUCGGGGACGAAAUCUUUUAAGGAGGGGAGAAUUGUAACAUCUCAUUUCGGCUAAAACCCAUAUUUCGAUCGUUAGAAAGUUCGCGAUUUAAAAUCGAGCAUUUCGACACUAUUUCGGCGAAAAUCGAAUUAUCGAUCGAUCGGAUAAGUAUACGUAUUAAUUUAUAUAUAUAUAUAUAUAUAUAUAUAUAUAUAUAUAUAUAUAUCCUGUCCAUUUAAUUUCCCCACCACCACCGUUCAUUUUCCAUUUCUUCCUUCUUCUUCCAUUUCCGAGAGAAACGAGAGAAACAGAGCACGCGCGGAGCUCUCGACCCAAAAUUCCAAAGCUCAAAAUCUUGAGCCCUAGUGAUCCAAAAAUCCCGUAAGUAAUGCCUAAUUCAUCUAUACAUCGUGUUUUAUCGAUUUAGAGCUUUAAAACGAGUUUUUGGUUCAGGAAUUUCUUGAAUUCCCGAUCAGCCAAAUUAGGGUUUCGGAGUAUCCGGAAGCCGGAUUGAGCCCAAAUUUCAUAUACGAGCUUCCUGCAGCGAGGUAAUCAAUCCUCUAGUUCUAAUCCCUGAAUUUCGGCUAUUAUUUAGGCCGGGGUCCAAACCGCUGAAUUUAGCUCCGGCCAGGGUUUGAUGUGUUUUUAUCGAGAAUUUGACCCGGAGCCUAGAACUAAUAUUGACGGGGAUACUGCAGGGGAUAUUAGGACGGUCUCGGAUUUUAAUUCGGGGUUCGUUCGUGAAAUUGACGUUUUAGUACGGGAGGCUAGAACCGGGGUUUGAACGACCAGAACUGGUGAGGGAUUAGCACGGCAUACCGGGUUUGUCGUAUCACGAUAAUUAUAUUAAUGCUUAGAAUUGACCUAGGUGAACUAGAAUGGCAUGAUUAGGGGUGUAUGGACUUUUGUGCUAUAUGAUAAACCCUGGACUGUUGUAUGAUAUUAUUGACUUGCCCUAAUCGAUAUGAACCUUGUUUAUGUGGAUGAUUGCAUACAUGUUACCAUUUGUGGCUUAACUAUUGAUAUGACUUCAUGGUUGUUCGAUAAGGGGUUUUGACAUGGUGUGAUAUUAUGGUUGUAUUUGGAUCCAUAAGUGGGGGAAUAAACUUCCCAAGGUGAUAGUAUGAUGUUUUAAGGAGGAUGACUUGCACGAGGGUUUAUCCCGAGGAAGUGCAAUUAUACGACUCCUGAUUUACCUAUGUUGAGCCAAUUGUGGCCUGGUCAAGUACAUGUGCAAGUAAUGAAUUAUGAUUAAGCAA